Messenger RNA from Gekko japonicus, 1337 nucleotides. RefSeq names its product septin 1 (gene SEPTIN1). The coding region runs from base 57 to 1151 and encodes 364 amino acids. Gene Ontology annotation, biological process: regulation of exocytosis; cytoskeleton-dependent cytokinesis. Gene Ontology annotation, cellular component: synaptic vesicle; cell division site; microtubule cytoskeleton. The transcript has 11 exons. Gene Ontology annotation, molecular function: GTPase activity; molecular adaptor activity; GTP binding. The record is from RefSeq and is a predicted model, not a curated record. NCBI's taxonomy places the organism in Eukaryota, Metazoa, Chordata, Lepidosauria, Squamata, Gekkonidae.
GACGGCAAGGUACACCGACAUCACUCCGUCCUGUCCUGCACAACCAGAGGCCAGAUAUGGACAAAGAUUACGUCGGCUUUGCUACCCUGCCCAGCCAAGUCCACAGGAAAUCCGUGAAGAAGGGCUUUGACUUCACUCUGAUGGUCGCAGGAGAGUCCGGCCUGGGAAAAUCCACCCUCAUCAACAGCCUUUUCUUGACAAAUCUGUAUAAAGAUCGGACACUUCCGGAUGCCGAAGCCAGGAUCCCUCAGACGCUGGAAAUUGUCAAACAUGCCGUAGAUAUUGAAGAAAAGGGGGUGAAAGUGAAAUUGACAGUGAUCGACACUCCGGGACUUGGAGAUGCAGUGAACAAUGAGGAAUGCUGGAAGCCAAUUGCCCAGUACAUCGAUUGCCAGUUCGAGCAGUACUUCCGGGACGAGAGCGGCCUCGACCGCAAGAAUAUUCAAGAUGGCCGCGUUCACUGCUGCCUCUACGUCCUCUCACCUUUUGGACACGGGCUCCGUCCCCUGGAUGUAGCAUUUCUGCGUGCCAUCCAUGACAAGGUCAACAUCGUGCCUGUAAUUGGAAAGGCCGAUUGCUUGACUCUCACAGAGGUACAGCAGAAGAAAAAGAAGAUCCGGCAAGAGUUAGAAGAAAACGGGAUCACCAUUUAUGAGUUUCCUGAGUGUGACUCAGAUGAAGAUGAAGAAUUCAAAGCUCAAGAUGCUGAGAUGAAGUGUAGCAUCCCCUUUGCGGUCAUUGGAUCCAGCCAGGUGGUUAGAGAGCUGAAGGAUAAAGUGUUCCGAGGAAGGCAAUAUCCCUGGGGGACAGUGGAAGUGGAGAAUUCUGCUCACUGCGACUUUCUCAAACUUCGGAACAUGCUGAUUCAAACCCAUAUGCAGGACUUAAAGGACGUAACCCAUGAAGUCCAUUACGAAAACUACCGUGCACAGUGCAUCCAAAGCCUGACCAGACCUGGGGCUCGGGAUCGCAGCAGCCGCGCGAAGCUGUCUCGUCAAAGUGCUACUGAGCUGCCGCUUCUGCCUCUGACGGCUGAGACAGAGAAAUUGAUCCGUGAGAAAGAUGAGGAGCUCCGCCGAAUGCAGGAAAUGUUACAGAGGAUGAAGGAACAGAUGCUGCAGAGUCAACUGGAGCAAUCAGACAGUCUCUGAAUGGUACCAGAGAUACUUCCCGCCUUUCCCCUUUGCAUCCUGGAAGAGAGAGAGAGUCCAGCCUCCUCCUACAAUGGCAAGUGGCUGAAGAAGCCCUUCAGCUCCGGAGACUGCAGUGUCACGGUUGAUGGUUUUUGGGGGGGGAAUAGGGGACUCCUUAGGCCAGUGAUGGCGAACCUUUUAGAG